Molecule: messenger RNA, 1205 nt
Organism: Diabrotica virgifera virgifera (western corn rootworm)
Lineage: Eukaryota; Metazoa; Arthropoda; Insecta; Coleoptera; Chrysomelidae
Product: GATA zinc finger domain-containing protein 1
Exons: 3
Coding region: 395-1075 (226 amino acids)
Biological process (GO): chromatin organization
Cellular component (GO): nucleus
Source: RefSeq, a predicted model, not a curated record
GUAGUUAUAGCAAAAGUAGCUACGCCAUCUGUAAAAAAGUUAUACUACAUUCAUCUCGCCAAACUCAACCGUUAUCGAGAUAAACGCAUUUUAAAUCUGAGAGACAACAUAAUGUUUUGCAUAAGUAAUAUCAAAUAAUAAUAUCAAAUAAUAUCAAAUUUUUAAACACCUGACUUAUCUCAAAUACGAUUGCGCGAAGCCGUGGAAUUUACGAGACGCGCUCGGUCUGUUGAUCCAAGUACGAUUUUGGUUAAAAGUUAACCUAACUUUUAAUAGUUGUCAAAUGUCAAAUAUUUUGUUUUGAUUGGAAAGACCGAUUAUAAAUUUAUUUCCUUUUAGGAUAAACUAUUAGUAAUUGUACUUAGAAAGCGAAAUUCACAAAACCAAUAUCAAAAUGCCGUCAAAAGGACCCUUAGUGUGUUUAAAAUGUGAAACCAGUGAAUCUCCUAUAUGGACAAACGCUGAAAGUUUAGGCUCUAUUUGUUUGGACUGUGUAAACGAAGCCAAAGAUAAUAUGAAAUCCGAAUUAGAAAAUGAGGAAGAAGACAAUAAAAUUGGUAAAUCGAAGCCAAGAAAUACAAGAUCUUAUCGAACACGAUUAAAUCCUUUUGCUGUACCCAAAGUAUCUGCUCCUAAGACAAGAGGUCGUAGAGGCUUGACAAAGAAAACACCAGUCAAAGCUCCUACAGAUGUAGCUACAACUGUAACCAGUGAAUAUGUCUUUUAUAAGGGCAGCUAUAUUCAAGUUGGUGAUAUUGUAUCAGUAAAAGAUGUUGAGGGUGAUGUAUAUUAUGCUCAAAUAAGAGGUCUUCUAACUGAUCAAUUUUGUAAUAAAAGUGCAGUUUUAACUUGGUUAUUGCCAACUCAAGAAAGUCCUCCACCAAAUGAAAGGUUUGAUGCUGCUACAUAUAUUAUUGGUCCAGAGGAAGAUGUAGCAAGGCGUUUGGACUGUAUGGAAUUUAUUAUGCAUGCUCCAUCUGACUAUUAUAAAGCAAACAAUACACCAUAUCCUUCGCCUUUUCCUUCUGCAGAACGUGGUUAUAUUUGGACAUCGAUUAAUUCAAUGAGUAUUUAAAUAAGGAAUUCAGCAGACUCUUUGCAUAUUACACUUUUUUGAAAAACACUUUUAAUUUAUUUGAAACAUAUUGUAAAAUAUUUUUAUUUUCAUAUUUGUAUAUUAUUUUGUAUAAAUUAUAAUUCCUAAA